GGUUAUUGUUCGUUAUUUAAUGUAUGAUACCUCAAUUCUCAAUGAAGUAAAAAAAAACACCGUUUAAGCUAAGAUACGCUUCAGGAUGAAGCAGACGUUUGAUUGGCUGCUGUGGACGUGACGUCAUCACCUUUCCUGCCGCACGAGCUGCUGACAGCCAAUCAAAAUAGGGAAUUGGCGACAUCCCUGCGAUUCAGGAAACCUCUCCGCCAUUCGAACCGUAAGUAGCGGAACGCAGACAACACUUCCGGUUACAUUUUGCCACAAUAAAACACCGUUAGUCGUUUAGAAAACACGAAUUACCAGUUCCGGAUAAGACUAAUCUUUCUUUGGAUUGAACUCUGUUCUGGUGAAAUGUGAAAAAAAUACAAAAAAAAACCCUGUAAUAGUCUUUUGCCGCUGGUGAAGGUUGAUUGGUGAUUUGUUCUUUUUAUUUAUUUAUUUUUAUUAUUUUAUUUUUUAAACUGCUGCCUGUUUAUGUUAGGUUGUGAUGUUAAAAAGAAAAUAUGGGUUUGUAAACAUCUUGAUGUUCUAUUUUUCAUGUUUGACUGUUUCCACUACCCAAAUAAAAAGAAUUAAAAAAAAAGAAAACACGAAUUAACGCUUAAAUGUCGAGAAGAGAAAGGAAGCCACCAAUUAAAUAAUCAGUCGAAGUAGUCGAAUUAUUUUGAUCUCAAUCAGACCAAAUUUUACCCAACUGUCAACGCGCUUGGAGUUUAAAUCAGAGGCAGCCCUCCGCCUCUUAUUGUCUGAGGGACGCCCCGUUUCCGGUGAGUUUGAGUGACGUCUGCCGCUGAGCAGCAGGUUUCUGUCAUCAUAACGGGCUUCUGUUGAUGAGCCUGGGGUUGUGGGUCCAGAUUUUCUUCUUCUGAAGCUUUUCUUCUGGCUUCCCUCGUGCCGGUGAAGCGUUUCUCCCGGAAGUGAAGCGGCUGUUCGCGGGAGAACAUGUCCAUGGCAGGACUGAGGAAACAGCUCCACAAAGCCAGCCAGGUGAGGAGCCGCCUGCCAAUCCACUUGGUCCGGUUCGGAUGCAGAAUGUUCGCAGACCCGAAGCGGAACCGGGACCUGAGAAAGUCCAACGGAGUGGGUUGGUCCCGCAGACGGACUCCGGGUCGUCCGAGCCUCUGGUGAAACGCUUUUCAGUGAGAAGAUCAAUGGAGUGGAGGGAACAAAACAUGACCAGAACUUUUUGGAAAUGGAGAGGAAGAUGGAGGUGACCCACAAAGGUCUGGCUGACCUUCUGUCCAGGACCACAGAGUUCCUGCAGCCAAACCCCGCUUCCAGAGCCAAACUGAACAUGCUGAACACGGUCUCAAAGAUCAGAGGUCAAGUGAAGACCACAGGUUACCCUCAGACAGAAGGCAUGCUGGGAGACUGCAUGGUCCGCCACGGAUACGAGCUGGGCGAGGACUCCGCGUUUGGAGGCGCUCUGGUGGACGUGGGAGAGGCCAUGCGACAGAUGGGGGACUUGAAAGACUCCCUUGACAUAAACGUCAAACAAAAGUUCCUCGACCCGCUGCAGAAUCUGCAGGACAGCGACCUGAAAGAGAUCACGCACCACCUGAAGAAGCUCGAGGGCCGCAGGUUAGAUUUUGACUACAAGAAGAAGCGGCAGGGAAAAAUCCCAGACGAGGAGAUCCGGCAGGCCGGGGAAAAGUUUGAGGAGAGCAAAGAGCUGGCAGAGAGGAGCAUGUUCUACUUCCUGGAGAACGAGGUGGAGCAGCUGAGACAGUUGUCGGGGCUGGUGGAGGCGGCUUUGGACUACCACCGGCAGUCCGCUGAAGUUCUGCAGGUGCUCAGCAGGAAGCUGCAGAAGAGGAUCUCCACGGCCAGCGGCCGGCCCCGGGGAGGGUUCAAGUCCAGACGGAGCAGCGUGGAGUGUCUGGACGGCGGUCAGCGCAGCAGCCUGACCCACUGCUCCUCACUCAAGUCCACCGCAGGUCACAUGACCUCCGCCGCCCUUUCGUGGCCAGAGAGCCCCCCCAGCAGAGGCGACUUUCCGGCAGAGGGGGAGGUCCCGGAUCAGCCGUGCUGCCGCGCCCUGUACGACUUUGACCCCGAGAACGACGGCGAGCUGGGCUUCAGGGAGGGGGACACCAUCAUCCUCGCCAACCAGCUGGAUCAGAACUGGUACGAGGGCAUGAUCAACGGAGACGCCGGCUUCUUCCCCGUCAACUACGUAGAGGUCAUCAUCCCCCUCCCUCAGUGACCUCUGGGGUCAGGGAUCUUUUCUGACAUAGAGGGUGGGGGUCUGUGACCUCUGACAUGCUGGGCCUCUGCCUCUCCCAGCUGGUCUGGGAAGUCCUCUGUGAGGAACAGAGGAGCCAAACCGGAUCCAGAACCAGACUUCAAUCCACCAACGAGGGGGGGCCUGAAACAUGUGUGCUUGGAGUCCUCUGUUUGACCCACAGCUGAGACGUCGGAGGUUCUUCAGAAGGUGGUGAGGUUCUAGACGGGCUGCAGAUGUCCUCUGAAGGGUUCUGGAAAGUCCAAAUACCGAUCCGUGCGGCGUGACAGACAGAAGUGGGGGACGGUCUUCAGACGGGACGGUUGGUGUCUGCAAGGAAAGCAUGAGAGCUUCCUCUGCACUGAGUCACUUUAAUUCUCCAUGAUGUUCACGUUGUCAUAGCAACAGUGGUUGCUCUGCGUGAACUCAGUCUGAACAGGAUCCGAAUGUCUGGAGGGUCCGACCUUGGACCUUCUGGUUCUGUAAAUCCCUCUUCAUGAAAUCUGGGUUUAAAUGUUUGAAGCUUCA
Oryzias latipes (Japanese medaka) is the source of this 2755-nucleotide messenger RNA. NCBI's taxonomy places the organism in Eukaryota, Metazoa, Chordata, Actinopteri, Beloniformes, Adrianichthyidae. The record is from RefSeq and is a predicted model, not a curated record.